Auxenochlorella protothecoides is the source of this 1095-nucleotide messenger RNA. RefSeq names its product Zinc transporter 5. Gene Ontology annotation, molecular function: zinc ion transmembrane transporter activity. Lineage: Eukaryota; Viridiplantae; Chlorophyta; Trebouxiophyceae; Chlorellales; Chlorellaceae. Gene Ontology annotation, cellular component: plasma membrane. The transcript has 3 exons. Bases 1 to 1095 code for a protein of 364 amino acids. The record is from RefSeq and is a predicted model, not a curated record. Gene Ontology annotation, biological process: zinc ion transmembrane transport.
AUGCAUAGAGCACACACCGCGGUGGCCUUCAGGCGCCUGCUCGAUGAUGACGAGGGCGGCUGCGAGUUCGAGGGCCUGGGGGAUUACAACAUGGGCAUCCACAUCGGCGCGGUGUUCAUUCUGCUGGCCGUCUCAGCCCUGGGCGCCUUUGGCCCCAUCCUCCUACGGGUGAUCCGCUCCAAGACCUUCCGCACAGCCCUCAAGAUCGGCACCUUCUUUGCCUUUGGCACGGUGCUGGCCACAGGCUUCAUCCACAUGCUGCAGCCCGCCAACGAGGCGCUGACCUCGGCCUGCCUGCCCGCCUCCUGGAACGAGUCGUACGAGGCGUACGCCUAUCUGUUUGCGGUGCUGGCCAUCCUGGCCAUGCAGGCCUUCGACUUUGCGGUGCAGCAGUACCAGUGCCGCAUGGGCGACCUCGCCGGCGGCGACCCCUGCUGCAACAUCGACCGCGCGCUGGAGCUGGGCCAGGGCGGCGCGGUGGGCGGCAUGGCCCUGGGCGGGACGGGCGGCGGUGCCGACAGCGCGGCGCGGCGCGCGCUUGAGCAGCCGCUGCGCAAGGACUCCCACUCGCACUCGGAGGAGGACGCGGAGGAGGACGCGGAGCGCACCAGCCUCAGCCGCGUGGCCAGCGUGUACCUCAUGGAGGCGGGCAUCGUCUUCCACUCCGUGGUCAUCGGCAUCACCCUCGGCGUCUCCACCGGCGCCCAGUUCAAGACGCUCAUGAUCGUGCUCUCCUUCCAUCAGUUUUUUGAGGGCUUUGCCAUCGGCUUCACCGCCGUGGACGCGCGGCUCAACGGGCUCAAGCUCUUCGUGGUAGGGCUCAUCUACUCCCUCACCACCCCCAUCGGCGUGGCCAUUGGCAUCGGCAUCCGCCAGACCUACAAUGGCAACGACGCCACCACGCUCCUGGUCCAGGGCAUCUUCGACGCCGUCUCCGCCGGCAUCCUCAUCUACGUGGCCCUGGUGCAGCUCAUCACCCCCCAGUUCACGCACAACAAGUGGCUGACGCAGCAAUCCCUGCCGGUCAAGCUGCUCAGCUUCGCGGCCCUCUACGGCGGCUUCGCGGUGAUGGCCGUGAUCGGGAAGUGGGCGUGA